This is a messenger RNA of Ylistrum balloti, 2017 nucleotides long. RefSeq names its product alpha-glucosidase-like. Lineage: Eukaryota; Metazoa; Mollusca; Bivalvia; Pectinida; Pectinidae. The transcript is spliced from 12 exons. Gene Ontology annotation, biological process: carbohydrate metabolic process. Bases 41 to 2017 code for a protein of 658 amino acids. The record is from RefSeq and is a predicted model, not a curated record.
UCGAAAACCAAAGGUCACCACUUGUAGUAAUCCUGUCCACAUGGAGAGACGAAUUCGGAGAUACAAUGGCAGGCAAGCGGAUGGAAUUGACAAGAUGAGCAGUUAUUCAGGAAAAAGUAGUACGAAAUCUAAACAGGAAUUUGAUUCGUUUGAAAAGGGAGAUCAAUCCAGUUAUGAAGAUCAGUAUGGGUCAGAAGCGGUGGAUGUCCCUCCAGAGACCCCUGCACUCGGCAGUCCAUUUCGGGGAAUGGAAAAAGAAGAACUCUUACGUCACUCGUCAAAACCAUUUUGGUGGCGCCUGCGCGUAAUGUGUAUCUCAGUAGUCUUAUUGGGAUGGCUAGCCCUUCUCAUCACUGUGGUGGCGCUCGUGUUGAUCUACCCUCGUUGUCGGGAUCAGGAAACACGAAGUUGGUGGCAGAAUGAAACAGUGUACAGAGUAUAUGUCCGGAGUUUUAGUGACAGUAACGGAGACGGCAUAGGAGACCUUAAAGGUAUCGAAGCCCACCUGAACCACAUCCGGGACCUGGGUACCCACACUAUAUCUCUGAGCCCAGUCUACCUGUCAGAUGACGUUGACUCUGACUUCAACGUCAUCGAUCACAUGGCCAUAGAUCCGAACUACGGGAAUAUGAGCGACUUCGAAUCCUUACUAAAAGCCGUACAUGACCGAGGAAUGCAUCUGUUGAUGGACUUUAUUCCAAACCACACCAGUGACCGCCACCAGUGGUUCAUAAACAGCAGUGUGACGUCAGACAGAUCAAACAACUUCCGGAACUUCUACGUUUGGACUGACACAACGACAAACUGGAGAAGUGUGUACAACAAUGAUAGCUGGACGACUACUGGUUCGAGAAGCCAAAACUACCUACACCAGUUCCUUCCAAGCCAGCCUGAUUUAAACUUACGCAGCUCUCAAGUGCAGGAAAAACUCGAGGAAAUCUUGAGAUUCUGGCUCUCCAAAGGAGUUGACGGGUUCUAUAUAAGAAACAGUGCCUUCAUGUUUGAAGAUUACGAUCUCCGGAAUGAAGCGAAAAGCAGCAUAACCAACAUCUCGGACCCAACUGAAUAUUCUUACUACGACCAUACGAUGACUUACGGAUUACCAGAAGUUUACGACAUGCUUUCACGAUGGCGCACUCUAGUGGAGGAAUACAGCAACACUACUGAAAGAAUGCUUAUGGCGGAUGUCAAAGGAAGCGUGGACAAAAUGAUGAGUUAUUACGGUCACUAUGACAGAGACGGGGUCAACAUUGCCUUAAACGAGGUCUUCCUCCCGGAACAUGGUGUUUGUGGCGCCCCUUGCGUCCGGAAGUACAUAACAGAUUGGCUAUCACAACUGCCCGAUCACCAUUGGGCAAAUUGGGUGAUUGGCACCGACGAUGCUGCUCGACUUGGAUCUAGGUUUAACGAGAGCUACAUCCGGGCGUUUCUGAUGACUGCCAUGCUUGUUCCGGGAACACCGAUUAUUUACUACGGGGAUGAGAUACUUAUGACAGACAUAGAUGUUGACUCGGAGCCAUGGGCACGCGAACAGAGCAUGCGUGGGCUUAUGCAAUGGGAGAACGCAACAGAUGGCGGAUUCUGUUCUUCCCGGACAUGCUCGGAACUACCUUGGAUACCGUCUGAUAGUAAAUACAGGACCAACAAUGUUCAGGAUAAGAGUAAAUCGGCCAAUUCCAUAAUUAAUUACUUCAAAAACCUUACGUCUUUACGACAAGAGAAGACAUUUUUAACUGGUGAAUUCACUACAGCCAUAACAGACGAUAGUAUAUUUUCCUUCGUUCGAGAGUUUGAUGGUAUCACGGGGUACCUGAUCGCUAUCAAUUUCAGUGAAGAUGAACAGACACGUGAUUUCUACACGAGCCAUGGAAGUAUUGAGAAAGCAGCAACGGUUGAGCUAACUACCGGAAGUGACGUCAAUUACAGCAUAGAGGACGAUAUUGACACGAGAUCAAUAACUCUUGGCAGUUUUCAAGGAGUGGUCGUUUCGUGGGACUACGUAGCGAAGGAACUGUAA